Molecule: messenger RNA, 1098 nt
Organism: Physella acuta
Lineage: Eukaryota; Metazoa; Mollusca; Gastropoda; Physidae
Product: type-1 angiotensin II receptor-like
Biological process (GO): G protein-coupled receptor signaling pathway
Cellular component (GO): membrane
Molecular function (GO): G protein-coupled receptor activity
Source: RefSeq, a predicted model, not a curated record
AUGAGACGUGUCAGGGAUAUGGUGGUGGUUGUUGACAAGAUGACCUCACUGAGCGGUGACGGCCUGACGAUGACCACAGAGGGUCAGCCGGGGUUGAUGGAUGCAGACUGCUAUAGUCUUGUCGUCAUUUUCUCUUUCAUCUUCAACAUCAUCUUCUGUCCUCUAGGCAUCGUUUUCAACAUCAUCAACAUCGUCGUGUUCUGUACUCUUGGCUUUAAAGAGAGCACCAACAUUAUCCUGGUCAGUUUGGCUGUGGUGGACAUUUGUAUUUUGUCCACGUUUGUUGGCGUUUCAUUAAACUUGUAUGUAGGCGUGACUUCGGCUGUAACACUCGAUGUCCUUGACGCCGUUACACUACUAAUUCUGGGUUGGCCCAAUGUGGUGGCAACCCGAAUAUCAGGUUGUCUGACAACCUACCUGACCUUUGAAAGGUUUCUGUGUGUGGUCCUACCACUGAGGGUCAAGACAAUCUUACAGAAGAAAACGGCCUUGACAUUUAUCAUAGCGAUGUGUCUAUUCUCGAUGGCCUACUCGGUUCCCAUGUAUCUGGCCAACAGCAUCGGUCUGAGGUUCAACCCCAUGUCAAACCAAACCUCUGUUGGACUUAUCGUGGCGGACAACAGCGACAUCUUGGAGGGCGUGUCUAUCAGUGUAAAUGUUAUCAUCGAGUUGAUAACUUUUAUUCUGGUGAUAAUUUUUACAUUUGGGUUGAUUUCUGCUUAUUUCAGGACAACAAAAUGGCGACAGAAAGUAUCAGCUGUUUCUAAAAAUAGCCAGUUUUCUAGUCGUGACCAAAAGCUAGUGAAGAUGGUUCUAUUAAUAUCCGUUAUUUUCAUUGGCUGCACUCUACCGUCUGUUGUUGUCGAUGUCGUCGUCCUAGUGGUCAGUGAUUACAACUUAAAAGGGCGGGAGAAGUUUCUAUUUUUAGCCACAACUGCCAUAUCGUUCAACUUUAUUUCUCUCAACUCUGUCGUCAACAUCUUCAUCUACCUGAACAUGAGUUCUAAAUUUAGAAGAGUUUUCUGGGUCAAGUUGUAUUUUGGAAAUGUUAGCAAAAAUAACAAAGACAAACAGAAAAAAAUGGAGCAUAGAGGGUAG